Molecule: messenger RNA, 5295 nt
Organism: Pediculus humanus corporis (human body louse)
Lineage: Eukaryota; Metazoa; Arthropoda; Insecta; Psocodea; Pediculidae
Exons: 7
Coding region: 1-5295 (1764 amino acids)
Biological process (GO): protein transport to vacuole involved in ubiquitin-dependent protein catabolic process via the multivesicular body sorting pathway; early endosome to late endosome transport; protein dephosphorylation
Cellular component (GO): endosome
Molecular function (GO): protein binding; protein tyrosine phosphatase activity
Source: RefSeq, a predicted model, not a curated record
AUGGAAGCUAUUCCAAGGCUUCCUAUGUUAAGUUUUGAACUUCGUAGCAGCACUGAAAAAGUUGAUUUUUCAACUAAAAUAAAACAGUACAUAAUAAAUCAUUAUAAUGAAGAUCCAGUUUUGUAUGCAUCAGCAAUCACAAGCAUUGAUUCAUUACGUAAGGAAGCUAUCACACCUGGCAAAUCCAUCAGUAGUUGUUCUACCAUGAAACGCUAUUAUUGUCAACUUCAUUUAAUGGCUAGUCGAUUUCCAAUGAAAGAACAUGAGCCUGCAGCAGUAUCUUUUUCAUGGAAAUCACUUCAUUCUAAUUCGAAAAUAACUAUGAAUGAUAUAUCAUUAGAAAUGGCAUCAAUUUUAUACAAUAUUGGAGCAUUACAUUCUCAGUUGGGUGCUUCAGAUAACCGAACUUCAGCUGAGGGAAUGAAAAUGUCUUGCACUCAUUUUCAAUGUGCAGCUUGGGCUUUUCAACAUAUCAAUGAAGAAUAUUCUUUAGUUUCAAGAGCAAUUGGACUGUCUCCAGUAUUAAUGUCUUUUUUGUGUCACUUAUGUUUGGCCCAAGCUCAGGAAUGUAUUCUUGAGAAAAGUAUUAUGGAUAACAGAAAGUCAGCAAUCACAGCAAAAGUAGGAAUUCAAGUUGUGGAUUAUUAUAAGCAAAGUUUGGGUCUUCUCACUGAAUGGCCACUUAGUGAAGAUUCUCCAUCAGAAAUCACAAAUUUAAAAAUUUAUAAAAAUUGGAACAAAUAUGUUUUAUUUAAAAUUGCAUACUAUGAAAGUAUUUCACUUUUAUUUCAAGGUCAGCAAUCAGAAGACCAACAGAAAAUGGGAGAAAGGGUGACAUUUUAUCAAGCUGCCUUUGGCAAACUUGAAGAAGCUAGAAAAUUAUAUUCUGGAAUGGACAACACUGAAAAUGUUGUGGAAGCCUUGAAUUUUUUACAAGAUGUUAUCGAAGCCAAAAGAAAAGUUGCUAAAAGUGAAAAUGAAUUUAUUUAUCAUGAAACUGUACCCAAUUUAUCUCAUUUACCUAUUAUAAAAGGUGCAUCUCUAGUAAAAGGAAUACCCUUCAGUAUUAACGAUCCAGAGGUUUGUGGUCCGGAUUUGUUCAGCAGUAUUGUUCCGAUGCAAGCUCACGAAUAUGCUUCAAUGUAUAGUGAAGAAAAAGCUAAAUUACUAAGAAAAAUAAAUGGUUUAAUUGAGACCAAAAAUGAAGAGCUUGAAACAUUUUUAUCAAUGUUAGAUUUAAAUGAAAUAACUUCAAAACUAGAUGGAAACAAACUUCCCCAAGAUCUGAUCGACAAGUGUGCUGCAUUAAGUGCAAGACCAGAUACUAUUCAAAAUCUUACUGAUGCUAUGGGCAAACUUUCUGAUGUUUAUCAAGAUGUGGGUUCGAUGCUAGCAGAAAUAAAAGAAUUACUUGAAAGAGAAGAAAAACACGAACAAGAAUAUCAAAUGAUGUUAGGAAAAAGACCACCCUCUAUUGCUGCCACAGAUUUAACAAGAGAAUCUAAAAAGUACCAAGAAGCUCAUGCUAAAGCUUCUGAAUCUAAUCAAACUCUUCAUAAGGCUAUGGUUAUGCACAUUCCUAAUUUAAAACUGUUAUCCCUUCCUCUGAAGGAGUUAAUGAAUCAUAUACCAUCAAUAUCUGAAGAUCCAGAAGUUGAAGCUAUUUCCAAAGAGAUGCAACAUCUUAUGUCGAAAAUUGAUGAAAUGAAAGAACAAAGAUUAGUAUUAGCAAGUCAGUUAAGAGAUUUGGUUUGUGCAGAUGACAUUACAAGGCAAGUUAUUACGUACACAGGAGAUAAAAUAGAGGAAUUAUUCGAGGAAGAACUUAAAAAAUACAACAAGUAUACAAAUUUAAUUGAAAAAAAUUUAUCUGCUCAAGAAAAUAUUUUAAAAGCUUUUAAAGAGACCUAUGCUCGUUACGGGUCUACUCGAAAGAAUACAGGAGAAUCAUUCAGAAAAAGAAGUUCAAUUAUAGCAUCUCUCAUAUCUUCUUAUGAUGCCUAUGAGGAUCUUAUGGCAAAAUCCAGUAAAGGUUUAGAAUUUUACAAAAAGUUGGAAAUGAAUGUUUCAAAAUUGUUGCAAAGAGUCAAAGGAACUUGUAAAGUACAAGAUGAAGAGAGAGAACAGAUGAUGAAAACCUACAAAAAGACAGAAACUUCAGUGCCCCAAGAAGAAACUUCUUCGGGUAUGAAGCUCAAAGAUUAUUUAAAUAUAAAGAAAGAAACUGGCAAACUUUCUCUCGAUCAUUCUACCACGAUCCCUCAAGUAAACCCUUAUUUGAACGAUCCAAAUGUGUCGCAGACGCCUUGGAUUCCAGGAAUCAGACCAGCUCCCGUGGGUUCUGAAGAAACUGAUGCAGCUUUCAAAGGUCUGAUCGAUUCAUUUCACGGUUUUUAUCAAAAUCAAGAAAAAGACCGCGUAUGGAAUAAUUCAUUUUAUUCAGCUCCUCAAAAUGCUGACCAAAAGUUGAAAUAUUUUCUACCACCGAGCACUUCUGAAAAUACUUAUUUAAAUUACAAUCAAAAUCCAUCUUUUACAUCUAAUCAAGAUACAUAUCCGAUUUCGUCGUAUUCUACCGUUUUACCUAAAGUAGAAGGUCAGGGCAUGUACGAGCCAAAAAGUAAUUAUUACAAUGUUCACAGCUCUCCUAAUAGAUGUUAUAAUAAUCCCAAUGAACAACCAUGUAGGCCAUCCACAGCCACUCCACCUUCCACAAAUAUAAAUCCUUCUGUAAUUUCAGAACCUAUUAUGUUCGGGUCCAAUACUAAUGAAAUUCCUUAUUACGAUUACCCUAAUCAAACUUCUUCUAAUACUUACCCUGACCCUCAAAAAUCCUGCUUGAAUUACAACCAGCAGCCGGAAGCGAUUACAAACUACGGAUCUCCUCAACAGUUCGAAAGUAAAUCUGACACGCCGGGAAAUUUUAAUUCUACCCUUCCUCAAACUCAUCCGCCAUUCCCUUCGAAUUCCGGUUCCAGUUCUUACAGCAUGAAUGUUUUGCCACAAAGUCAACCUCAAGGAACUUAUAAUUCGUUUGUUUCCGAACAGGCCCCUGUAUAUGGGUCCAUGACAUGUGACCAAGUCCCCAGUUUCAAUAAUUCUUAUGCAGGAACAUAUUCGGGAGCAUAUUCUUCUUUACCCGUUGCAACUGGGGCAAAUUAUUUUCAGCAAGAACAACUACCGAGUUAUGAUAUUUCACGUAACUAUCAAACUCCUGCUAAUACUAACAAUUAUAACAAUUCAAUGGAUGCCCGCGUAUCGGAAACAUAUUCUUCAAAUUUGUAUAAAGUAAAUCCAGCCAACGUCGGUCUCGAUUGCCAGCAAAACAAUGUUCCAGUUCAAUAUCAGCCUUAUAUGGAUAAUUCAUCAGGUGCUAUGCAGAAUUCAUAUGGUCCCCAACAAAACUCUCAAUUUUUGCAAUCUGGUAACGAGAGUGUGUACACAGCUUCUCAAACACCCGCUCAAUACGUUAUAACAAAUUCAGACGUUUAUAAAACAUCGGAUAUUCACGAAGGGAAUUAUCAAGGAACUCAAUAUUACAAUAAUCAAUAUGGAGCAUACGGAGUUCAAUCGGACAACAAUUUUAUAAAUGGCAAUCCUGUAACAUACAUGCAAGCAGGAGUUGAAAAACAACAAGCAGUCACUACGAUGACUUUUACAAAUUCAGAAACAAAAAGCUCACCGGUAACAAAUUCAUCAAAUGUUGAUUUGUUAGCCGGUUUGGAUAUUGACGUCAAUCAGCUACCUCUCAUACCGGAAACUGCGUCCACCACCGAUGAAAAGAAAAAAGAAUGCCCGGACGUUCAGAAUAAAAUAAAAACAGAGAGUAAAACUGUUGUGGAACAAACCGAACCGGAGCCUAGUGUAAAAUUAAAUUUAAAAAAGGAUUUAAAUCCAAAAGAGAAUAAUUAUAUAAAAAAAGAAAAUAUUAUGAAUUUUGUUCAAGAUGUUGAAAAAUAUGAAAAAUUUGUCGAAGGAUUGACGACGAAAACUUUAAAUGGUCCAACAAGUUUGGAUUUAAAAUGGAAAGAAAUAAAAGAUUUACAGGAAAAAAUUAGUCCGCUUCACAUAAUAUCCGUUGCUCGAUGUUACCCCAUGAAAAAUAGAUUCUCCGAUAUUUUACCAUAUGAUGAUUCAAGGGUUGAAUUACCCUCCACAAAAGAUGAUUACAUAAACGCAUCCCGGAUGACUGAAUUGACAAAUUUGAGUCCGAAUUUUAUUUUAACUCAAGCACCUCUUCCAUCCACAUACGCGGAUUUUUGGACCAUGGUGAUAGAGCAACAAGUCGAAAUAAUCGUUUGUUUGUUAAGUGAUUUGGAAUUAAAUGGACAUUGUUAUUGGCCCGUUGAAAGAGGACAAAAAUUAGAAAUGGGUAAAUUAAUAAUUUCACUUCAAAGCAGCAAUACCCGUUCGAAUUGGGUGGAACGUAUUUUAUCCAUUUACACUCACGAUACGAAAACAACUCGAGUUGUAAUUCAUUUGCAAUUUACCGCAUGGCCAGGAAGUUCCUUUCCUGAAACGCCGAAUCCCUUCAUAGUUUUUUCUGAGGAGUGCAUCAGCUUUUUCAAUCAACAGAGAUCAAUGGUUCAUCCUAUUGUUGUCCAUUGCACAUCCGGCGUGGGUCGAACCGGAUUAUUUUGUCUUUUGAUUGCUUCUAUAUUAGAGAUUCGAGCCGGUAGAGAAAUCCCCGAUUUGUCUUUUUUGGCGGGUAAAAUGUGUCAUUUUAGAAAAAAUUGUCUUCGGGAUAGAGAACAUCUUAAAUUUGCUUAUAAAUCAGUAUUACACUAUUGUCAAAAUUUAUUAAUGAAACAUGGAAUAUCAAAAAAUCGUUUUAAUCAAGAUGAAUGUAAGAAAAAUGAAGUUGUAUUAAAUAAAACGCGGAAUACUCCGGAAAAUUUUCCAAAAGUUUCCGAAGGAAAUAAUGAUUCUGUUGACCAAAAUAAUUUUUCUGAAAAAGGCAAGAUUUUUUUUGUAGAUUUUAAAUUCAAAUUCAAAUUCAAAAUUUUUGAUUUUCCUAUUUUUUUUUUUCUUCUUACUAUAGAUAUAAAAGAAAAUAAUUCCGAUCGUGUAAAUGAUGCAAGUGAAGUUAAUGCAUCCAAUUCGUCAUCAACUGGUAAAACUUCUCCAUCCAAUCCCGAUAAUGUUUUCAAUUUGGAUUUGAGUAAUUUAUCAUUAAAAGAAAAAAGUACUAAUAAAAGAAUGAAUAAAGGUUUUGAUAAAGAAACAAACAAUCCAAGUUCAGAUGAUCCUUUAAGUUUAUUAGACCCCCUAUGGACAAUGAAAAAAGAAAAAUAA